AUGGAAGACGUCGUUGUCAUCUGGCUCGACAAUCAUAUUGAUCAUAACAAUCCUGAUUGUCACGUAACACUUACACAACUCCAACGCAUUGCUGAUAAUGUCACUACAUUCACGGAUAAUGAUGAAUGCGUCGAGUUUAUAAUCAGCAACAAUCACCAUCGAGUAUAUCUAAUCCUUUCUGGUGCACUCGGACAAUAUCUUGUGCGUUGUAUCCAUGACAUUCCUCAGCUACACUCCAUUUUCAUCUUUUGUCAAAACAAAUCAUAUCAUGAACAAUGGGCUAAACACUGGUACAAGAUCAAAGACGUUUUCAUUGAUAUAAUAUCACUCUGCCAAGCCAUUCAGAUCACGUUUCCUCAAGAUGAGCCUAACACCACGCCAAUCAGUUUUGUGCCAUCUGGCAAAAGACUGGAUCUCCUCAAUCCAUCUUUCAUGUACACACAACUCUUCAAAGAGAUCUUGUUAACGAUCGAAUUCCAAGACAAACACAUCGAAGACUUUAUCAAGCAUCAUCCUGGACUAAUCACUCUCGAUAGUAACCAUUCCAGUGAUGUUAAGCAAUUAGUACGUGAAUACCAUGUAAAGAAGCCCAUCUGGUGGUAUACAAAAGGUACUUCGUUGCAUUCCAUACUCAACUAUGCACUACGAAUCAUGGACGGUGAUAUUCUUGUUCGAAUGGGAUUCUUCAUCACUGAUCUUCAUCGCAACAUUGAACAGUUGCACAAAGAACAGUUCGUUAACACAUCUUGGAGUUCUCUUGUGUUUACAGUAUAUCGUGGACAAGGUCUAUCUCACACAGAUUUUGACGAACUAAGAAACACGAUAGGUGGGUUGAUGUCAUUCAACAACUUCUUCUCCACCAGUACAAACCGCGGCGUCUCGUUUUCGUACGCGGAAAGUAGUGCUGACAAUCCCAAGCUCGUAGGAAUUCUCUUCACAAUACGCGUCGAUCCUUCACAGUCAACAACACCGUUUGUUCAUGUUGAAAAUCAUGGGUACUUUUCAGAAGAGACCGAAGUGUUGUUUUCAAUGCACACCGUGUUUCGCAUUCAUGACAUCAAAGUUAUUGGCAGUGGUCGACCAAUCUAUGAAGUGAAUAUCUCGCUUACUCUUGAUUCUAACGAAGAGUUACGCGCACUGACGGAUCAUAUUCGUCGCGAGAAUCAUGUUGAUGGUAAAGGAUGGGCGCGAUUAGGCCAACUGCUGAUUGAAUUGAGUCAACAAGACACGGCUGAGAAGAUUUAUGAUACUUUACUAAACCAAACAUCAGAUGACAGUGAAGAGGCAUUGAUCUGUCAUCAACUUGGUCGUAUCCGACAUCGGCAAGGCUUGUUUCAGGAAUCCAUAAUAUUAUAUACUAAAUCACUUAUGCUUCUUGAGAAAUCACUUCCUGCAAACCAUCCUAGUUUAGGCACAUUAUAUGCUAACAUCGGUUCGGUGUAUGAUAGUAUGGGUGAUUAUCCAAAGUCACUCGAAUACUACGGGAAAGCUCUUUCAAUUGACCAACAAUCACUUCCUGAAAACCAUCCUCUUUUAGCCACAUCGUAUGGAAACAUCGGUUCAGUGUAUCAUAGUAUGGGUGAUUAUCCAAAAUCACUCGAAUACUAUGAGAAAGCUCUUUCAAUUCGACAACAAUCACUUCCUGAAAACCAUCCUCAUUUAGCCACAUCCUACAACAAUAUCGGCUCGGUGUAUUAUAGAAAGGGUGAUUAUUCAAAAUCACUCGAAUACUACGGGAAAGCUCUUUCAAUUCGACAACAAUCACUUCCUGAAAACCAUCCUCAUUUAGCCACAUCCUACAACAAUAUCGGCUCGGUGUAUUAUAGAAAGGGUGAUUAUUCAAAAUCACUCGAAUACUACGGGAAAGCUCUUUCAAUUCGACAACAAUCACUUCCUGAAAACCAUCCUCAUUUAGCCACAUCCUACAACAAUAUCGGCUCGGUGUAUUAUAGAAAGGGUGAUUAUUCAAAAUCACUCGAAUACUACGGGAAAGCUCUUUCAAUUCGACAACAAUCACUUCCUGAAAACCAUCCUCAUUUAGCCACAUCCUACAACAACAUCGGUUCGGUGUAUUAUAGAAAGGGCGAUUAUCCAAAAGCUCACUUCUAUUGUGAACGCGCUGUUCAAAUUGUCAAAUGUUCAUUACCAUCAAAUCAUCCGCAUCUUUUAGUGUACAAAAGAAACCUGGCAUGUGUAAAGGAUGCACUGUGGCGUUCUUCUUUGACUCAUAUAAAAUAA
Adineta ricciae is the source of this 2238-nucleotide messenger RNA. NCBI's taxonomy places the organism in Eukaryota, Metazoa, Rotifera, Eurotatoria, Adinetida, Adinetidae. The record is from the annotation of a GenBank genome assembly.